GGUUUACAAAAUGGUGAGAAAAUGAGCAAAAAUGAUUUUUAACCUUGGUGUUCUAGUUCUUAUCUAUAUACCAACCCAAACCCUUCUACUCAGAAUAGAAUCCUGCAGGGAUGAGUUGGGACUGGAGAAUGGAGAACUCAAAGAUUCAGCAUUCUCUGCUAGUUCCAGCUAUGAUCCUACUAAUGUAGGACCUAAAAAUGCCAGGUUGCGGAGUGAUGUACAGGGAGGAGCCUGGUGUCCCAGGGAACCUGUAACUAGAGAGAAAAAUGAUCAAUAUCUACAGGUUGAUCUUCCUGAGAACUACGUGAUCUCCGAGGUUCUGACUCAGGGUAGGUUCGCAAAUGGCCAAGGACAGGAGUAUACCCAGGCGUACAGGAUACACUACUGGAGAGAUGGGAUGCAACAGUUUAAAGAGUAUCGAGAUAAUAUUGGCAAAACGGUAUUGGAUGGAAACAAGGAUACAUAUACAGUUGCUAGAAACCUGCUUAAUCCUCCUAUUAUUGGAUCCAAGAUCAGAGUCCUACCCUUCAGCAACCAUUCCAGGACGGUUUGUCUCCGACUCGGGUUGAGAGGAUGCAAAUUUAAAGAAGGUGUGGUUUCCUACAAUAUCCCCCAGGGUAUGGUUCGAGGAUCUACCCUAGAGCUCCUGGAUAUAACCUAUGAUGGAACUGAGGACUAUGUGACCGGAAACCUGAGAGGAGGGUUGGGUCAGCUCACGGACGGGAAGUAUGGUUCCAACAACUUCAAGGCUACCGGAGAAAACGGAAUGGUCAAAGGGUAUGAGUGGGUGGGUUGGAAGAAUAGAAGCAUGAGUCCGCUCCAGAUGGAUUUUACGUUUGACAGAGUUCGAACCUUCUCCAGGAUGGAUAUUCACGUGAAUAAUCAUUAUUCCCGGGAUAUUCAGAUAUUCUCAAGAGCCAAGAUCUAUUUCUCAAAUGAGGAAGGAAAGUUUGGAGAUGACAGAGCUGUGGAUUUUUUCUACGACUCCGGGGGCACCUCGGAAGAGGCGAGGAACGUGACGAUAGACCUGGGGAGGGAGCACGGGAAGUUUAUCAUGAUGCAUCUCUACUUCUCAUCCAAGUGGAUUCUCAUCAGUGAAAUAACUUUUAGCUCAGAUAUAUACGAGGAGAAACCUUUCCGGAUUGAAGGAGAGACAGAUAUACACACUACUCCUCAGUACUUGAACCCUGUCAGUGUAAACCUAGCGGAGGAGUCAAGUUUUAUCAACUCCGAGUCCUCAGGUCCAGAGGAGCAGGAUACAAACUUUGCAGGACCAAUUAUAGGUGUUCUUGUAACCCUGAUAUCCAUCCUGAUCGCAGGGAUAUUCUUCGUUGUGUAUAGGGGCAGGCAGGGGAAGGAGACACCUUCUCAUAUUCUCCUGGCAACAAAGAUACAAGAUAAGCUUGAUUUCAAGGAUAUGACAUCAAGCUAUACUCCGUACAAAGCCAAGAUGAGAGUAUACGGACAUAUAUCUGUAAAUGAACAGGACGGAAACCUGUAUUCGAACCCAAUACACUCUGCACCCUACUCUGUUAGUUUCCCAUCUCUUCAUAAGAAAUGCAGCAGUGAUACGGUUUUAUCCGAGGAUUAUACAGAUGACUAUGCUGAACCUCAGCUCAACCUAAACCAAUUAAACUCAGCCUCGUUGUCGGAUAAUAUUUAUUCUCAGGCUCAUCCUCCUACACACAAGUUAUCCCAACCCCAGAUUAAUCAUUACUCUAAACCUAUAUCUCCGGUUUCUCCGGGAAACCAGAUAUUUAGUUCUCCAGACAGUCAACCUUUCCUGACGUAUACGCCUCCCAAACGAUUUUCUCCGCCCCAAAGACACUCUCCGCCGAAAACUUUGAACCUACAACAUAUAUACAGUUCACGACGAGGUGUUGGCGGAGUAAAAAAUAGAUCUGCUUCCCAUCUAGAGAUGUAUUCUCCGACAGGUCCUAUGAGAGAAGGAACAAUCUCUCCGUCUCAAUCCUCCCUGAGCUCGGUUGACAGGAUUUACUCCAGGCCCCGGCAGGAUCUACCGCUCUAUUCCAAGGUUCAGAAAACUUCUCCGGAAAAUUUCCGGUUUUCUGGUUCCAAACUAUCCAGCCUCAGUCUAGAGCAAAAGUUCCAAGAUGGAAGGAAAAUGAGCCUGGGGACGGAUCCAAGGAAACAGAACCAGCUCCAGCUUGAAACUAAACGUUCCAAUCAGCUUCAGGAUCUCAACAAAAACCUGACCCAAGUGCCUCUCUCCCAACCCAACCUUAUUCUCAGAUCUCAACUCAAACUUUUGGAAAGGAUUGGACGAGGACAAUUUGGUGAGGUUCAUCUCUGUCAUCUGAUCUCCGGAGUGAAUACGGUUGGAUCAACCCUAGUUGCUGUUAAAUCCCUGGAGACCAACUCUUCUAGCGUAAUCAGGGGAAGUUUCAAAACGGAAUCCCAGAUCCUGUCUACAAUAAAUGAUCCAAACAUUGCCAGAGUGGUCGGAGCAAACUUUGACUCCGAUCCUAACUUUAUGGCGUGUGAGUUCUCUGAUAUGGGAGAUCUGAACCAGUAUCUUCAGGAUCAUGUUGCAGAGACAAGUUUGAGUUGUAGCUCAGGUGUUUCAACUCUCAGGUUUGGGUCCUUGAUAUACAUGGCAACCCAGAUAUCAUCAGGGAUGAAAUUUUUAGAAUCCAUCAACUUUAUUCAUAGAGAUCUAGCAACAAGAAACUGUUUGGUGUAUCCGAGAUACAAUAUAAAGAUCUCCGACUGUGGAUCUGUUAGAAGUGUUUAUAACAGUGAUUACUACACUAGUCUAGAGGGAGGAAGACUACCUAUCCGUUGGAUGGCCUGGGAAUCUGUCGUCUUGGCAAAAUAUACAACAAAGAGCGAUGUUUGGUCUUUUGGUGUCACGUUCUGGGAGAUCCUCACCUUCGCCAGGGAGCAACCCUUCGAGGAGCUCGGAGAUGAGAAGGUUCUGGAGAAUAUAUCGGCAUUGUAUGACAAGAAGAAGAUGCCGCAUUCACUCUCCCGUCCUUACAAUUGUCCCAGGGAUAUAUUUGAUCUUAUAUCGGAGUGCUGGGCUAAAGUAGAGACGGAGAGACCGAGUUUCAGGGAGAUUCAUUUGUUUCUUCAAAGAAAAAAUCUGGGUUUUAGUCCCGAAGACGAAUAGGGGAUGAGAAGAUGGACGAAAGAAACUAAAUAAUCCCGAUCGAGCUUAAACAUUAAGAUAAAAAAGUCGAGAAUUGUGAAACAUAAUUAUUUAGUCAAACAUUGCAUUCAACCAAAGAAAUGUUUUAAAUUGUUUGUUAAUAUUGUAGAACUAAUUUUACCAGGCAAAAAUCAAGUUUCUGUGCUUUAAUCAAUAACAGCUGACGCAAAAUCUUGAUUUUUUAUAUCUGCAUUUUUAUACAUAUCUAUCCAUCUAUCUACUAGCUAUCUAUCCAUCUAUC
Eurytemora carolleeae is the source of this 3413-nucleotide messenger RNA. RefSeq names its product discoidin domain-containing receptor 2. The coding region runs from base 32 to 3133 and encodes 1033 amino acids. Lineage: Eukaryota; Metazoa; Arthropoda; Copepoda; Calanoida; Temoridae. The transcript is spliced from 15 exons. Gene Ontology annotation, cellular component: signaling receptor complex. Gene Ontology annotation, molecular function: protein tyrosine kinase collagen receptor activity; collagen binding; ATP binding. Gene Ontology annotation, biological process: protein phosphorylation; positive regulation of kinase activity; cell surface receptor protein tyrosine kinase signaling pathway. The record is from RefSeq and is a predicted model, not a curated record.